Messenger RNA from Helianthus annuus (common sunflower), 1372 nucleotides. RefSeq names its product protein Jade-1. The coding region runs from base 138 to 1136 and encodes 332 amino acids. Gene Ontology annotation, biological process: regulation of transcription by RNA polymerase II. Lineage: Eukaryota; Viridiplantae; Streptophyta; Magnoliopsida; Asterales; Asteraceae. The transcript is spliced from 2 exons. The record is from RefSeq and is a predicted model, not a curated record.
AAAAAUUUCACCCAAAUCAAUUCAUCUUUUCUUCUUCCCGGUUCUUUUUCCCCAGUCCCACAUUUAAAAAACCCAAAUAAUCAUAAUCAAUCCCCAUCCCCAAAACCCUCACCCAUCUCUUUCUCUCUGCAACAACAAUGGAGAACAAGCUUCAUGGCUUACCCCCUCACAAAAGAUUCAAUCUUAUACACCAACAAAAACCCACCAUUCAUCCCCAAGACUUCAACUUUCCUUCUUCUUCAUGUUUGCCGGCAAAAAAGAGAAAAGAAACCCGUGACCCAUCUCCGAUUCCGGCCAAUCUUGAACCCCCCACCACCACCACCGCCGGCGCCGCCGUCUGCUUACCCGCCAAAAAAAGAAUAUGCGCCCUGCACCCAAAUCUUUUCUUGGACAAACCCUUUUCAUCAUUUGACCUGAAUCUGGAGUAUGACCCCAGAUCAGAUCAUGAUCAAGAAAAUGUUCAAGAAAAAAAUCAAGAAAAUGUUCAAGAAAAAGAUCAAGAAAAUGGGUAUGUGGAUGAAGUGGAAAAUGAAGAAGAAGAAGAAGAAGAAGAUGGGAUUUUGUGUGCAGUAUGUCAAAGCACAGAUGGUGAUGCAAAAGACCCAAUUGUGUUUUGUGAUGGGUGUGAUCUAAUGGUGCACACCACUUGUUAUGGUGCACCACUCACCAAUGGUGUGCCUGAAGAUGAUUGGUUUUGUUCUAAAUGCAAGAGUAGUGGUAAAAGCAAAGUGGGGUCUUUAUCUUGUUGUUUGUGUCCUGUUACUGGUGGGGCGUUGAAACCGACGGUUGACGGUCGUUGGGCGCAUAUCGUGUGUGCGUUGUUUAUUCCGGAAGUGUUUUUUGGUGACCCGGAAGGGAGAGAAGGGGUUGAUUGUUCUAAGGUUGUUGCUAGAAGAUGGGGUGGGAAGUGUUAUGUUUGUAAGAAGUUGGAUGGGUGUGUUAUUGAUUGUUCUGAAGAGAAGUGUUGUUUGAGGUUUCAUGUGACUUGUGGGUUGAAAGAGGAUUUGUGUAUUGAGUAUAAACAAGGGAGGAAUAAAGGGGCUAUUGUUGCUGGAUUUUGUAAAACACAUACUGAUUUAUGGAUGAAGCAACAAGCAACAGGGAAAUUCAAGAUUGUAGCAAGAAAUGAGGAUUGACAAGAUUUGUGGUUUUGACUUGUCAACAUGUGAAAACACAAACAUUUGAUAUUUUAUUUUUGAUAGUUAAGGGUAGAAGUUGUUUUCUUUUAGUUUUGUGUUUUUAAAGUAUUUUAGAUCAUGUUUUGAUAACAAUUUACAUAUUUCAGCUUUCUUAGUUGAUUAAAGAGUUUUUAUCAUUGCUAGAGUUUUUAUUUCAUUGACAUUGUUGUUUGUUAUAGAAUAAUUGUCUUAAA